Messenger RNA from Coniophora puteana RWD-64-598 SS2, 831 nucleotides. RefSeq names its product ubiquinol-cytochrome c reductase iron-sulfur subunit. Gene Ontology annotation, molecular function: 2 iron, 2 sulfur cluster binding; quinol-cytochrome-c reductase activity. The coding region runs from base 1 to 831 and encodes 276 amino acids. Gene Ontology annotation, biological process: mitochondrial electron transport, ubiquinol to cytochrome c. The record is from RefSeq and is a predicted model, not a curated record. The transcript is spliced from 5 exons. NCBI's taxonomy places the organism in Eukaryota, Fungi, Basidiomycota, Agaricomycetes, Boletales, Coniophoraceae. Gene Ontology annotation, cellular component: membrane.
AUGUCGACGUUCAAUGUGGCCAAAAAAUCCCUUAACCUCGCCCCCACCGUGCGCACUCUCCCUAGCGGUGUGCCCCACGCUUCCCGUCUCAACCUCGCUGCUCGUGCUCCGGCCGGAGACCACCAUGGCCAUGACCACUCUGGUGCUCGCUCCGACGUCCCCAGACGCCUGACUGGUGCCUACAGGAGCCCUUCGGCAGGCCUUGUCUCGAAGACAUUCUCCACCGCACCUCCGACGACCAACCUGCGCCUUCUGCACACCUCGGCUGUCGCACGGGAAGCCCCCGAGGUUCCCGACUUUUCGGACUACGAAGCCAAGUCUAGCAGCACUAACCGUGCCCUUUCAUACGUUAUAGUCGGCUCAAUGGGUGUCCUCUCUGCCUCCGUCGCAAAAUCGGCUGUAACCGGUUUCCUCGAGACGAUGGCCGCCUCUGCCGAUGUCCUCGCUCUUGCUAAGACGGAAGUUGAACUCGCCUCCAUUCCAGAGGGCAAGAACGUCAUUAUCAAGUGGCGCGGCAAACCCGUUUUUAUCCGUCACCGUACCCAGGGCGAAAUCGAGGAGGCCCGGAACGUCAACUGGAAGACUUUCCGUGACCCCCAGAGCGACGAGGAUCGCGUGAAGAAACCCGAGUGGUUAGUCAUGGUUGGUGUCUGCACCCAUCUUGGUUGCGUGCCAAUUGGCGAGUCUGGUGACUAUGGAGGAUGGUUCUGCCCCUGUCAUGGUUCUCACUACGAUAUCUCCGGACGCGCUCGCAAGGGCCCAGCUCCUCUUAACCUUGAAAUCCCCCCGUAUGACUUCAACGACGUCGACGGCAACCUCAUUGUUGGGUAG